This is a messenger RNA of Gastrolobium bilobum, 1173 nucleotides long. RefSeq names its product F-box protein At5g07610-like. The record is from RefSeq and is a predicted model, not a curated record. The transcript has a single exon. Gene Ontology annotation, molecular function: protein binding. Bases 1 to 1173 code for a protein of 390 amino acids. Lineage: Eukaryota; Viridiplantae; Streptophyta; Magnoliopsida; Fabales; Fabaceae.
AUGCGGAGUUCAUGUGACAUUGUCGUCGGCAACUUAGACCUUGUGACAGAGAUCCUUCUUCGACUGCCUGUGAAAGACGUGGCUCGAUAUAAGUGUGUUUCAAAGCAAUGGUUGUCUCUCAUCUCCAAUCCUCUAUUCUGUCAUUCCCACACUCGUCGUCUAUUCAUCACCUCUACCCCUUGUUUCCUUUGGAAAGACAUAUCCGAUUCGGAAUUCGAGAGAAUCCCCGUAACCAAAUCUGACACUGACCCAUCUCCGGUAAGAACCUACAAAUUUUAUAACACUCGUGGAGUCCCUUCAAUUAUGCAGUCGUGCAACGGUUUACUAUUAUGCAAAACUAUAUAUGUCUCCUUCCGUGUUAAGAUCAUGCGUACAUCCGUAGAAGUUGUUAACCCAACCACCAAGCACUUACUUAGACUUAAACCAAGUCUAAUUUUUAAUGAUGAAAAAUUAUCUGCAAUUUAUUUGUGUUUCGACCCUUUGAGAUCCAUUCACUUUAAAGUUGUUUUGUUCCUAAGAGCAAAAAGUGGUAGUGGGAGUAUCACAAAUGAUAAAACUUCUUGUCCCAACAAGUUUGAGAUUAAAGAAUAUUCGUCAGAGACUGGUUCUUGGAAUGAGGCUGUAGUCUUCUUUACAGGUUCACCAAAUUUCAUUGUUGAUGCUGGUGUUUACUGUAAUGGUGCUAUACAUUGGUACACUCCUGGUGAGAAUUCUGUUUAUUUUGAUGUCUAUCAGAAACGUUUUAACUCAUUGCCAGAACCAGCAUCCAAUGACGGUAAGAAUAUGCAUGUUAAGUAUUUUGGGGAGUUUAAAGGGCAUUUGCAUUUGAUACUAAUUGAGAAUGAGGAAAGUUUGGAUUUUGAUAUUUUGGAGCUGAAGGAAGAUUACUCCGCAUGGAUUGUGAGAUAUCAUGUUGAUCUUAAUCUUAUAGGAGAUGCAUUUCCGCUACACUUUCACCAUCCAUUUUCUGUGUUAUGUGUUGUUCACCAAGCAAAUGAAGAGGACUCGAUCGUUGUGCUGUGGGUCGACUCCAAAAUCGUUUCCUAUAAUCUAAAGAAUCAUACUUCGACAAUUAUCUAUGAAGUAGAUCUUCCAUGGUACGUGAGUGGAGAUGAAGCGGGUAAAUUAUUUGAUCACUACUUUGAAAUUCUACUCAAUGUUGGAUUAAAUUAA